GACAACAUAUGUAAAUAAAUAAAAAAAAGUAAAAAUUACACCCAGAAAUUAGAAACACUUUAGAAAAGUGCUAUUUUCUACCAUUUUUACAACAGUAACGAGUUUCGUUGUCGUUUAGCUUUUAAACAAAAUCAUUGAAAUGCCACUGUACGAAACCAUGCUGCAAGAAAAACCGGCCAUAGUGCUGGAAAUUGGUACCGCUUUGACCAAAUUGGGCUUCGCCGGAGAACCAUACCCGCGCAGCAUCAUCCCAUCGGAGGUGCUGGACCAUCAGGCAAAGAAUGCCGGCCUGACGGCACCGAACCGGCGGCUCUUCGACUACACCAACGAGGUCGAGCUGUACGACUGGUUGGUCGAGUUUCUCAAGACGAUCUUCUUCAAGUACGUGCUCGUUAGCCCCAAAGACCGCAAGGUGGUGAUAGUGGAAUCCGUGCUCUGCCCGACCAUCAUCAAGGAAAAGCUGGCCCGCGCCCUAUUCGUCCACUUUGACGUGUCGUCCGUGUUCUUCGUGCCGACGCAUCUGGUCGUGCUGGCAACGCUCGCCGUCGAGACAGCGCUCGUCGUGGACAUCGGCUACAAGGAAGCGAUCGUGGUGCCGGUGUUCUGUGGCGUACAGGCGCUGUACGCUUGGGAAGCACAACCACUUGCCGCCGAGAGCGUGCACAACGAAAUCCGGCGUCAGUUGAUCGAGAGCGGGGUGGACGAAGGUCUGCUCACCGAAAGCACGGUGGAGGACAUCAAGAUACGCACGUGCUUCGUCACGACGGCCGAACGGGCGGCCAAGUAUCGUGCGGACGGUGGUGCAUCGCUGCAGCCCUGCCCCGACGUUGACUAUCCGGCAAAGGGUGAGGCGAUCAUUAAAGUUACCGGACGGUUGCGCGAAACCGCCUACGAGGUCAUGUUCCCGGAGGAUAACGAUCGGCUCGGGCUGCCGUACAUCGUGCUGAACGCGAUUCUCAAGUGCCCCCGGGACAUGCGGGUACCGCUGGCCAGCAAUCUCGUCCUGAUCGGGGGUAGCACGAUGGUGCAGGGAUUGACCGCCCGGCUCAAGUCGGAACUGUUGGCCCUGCUGCAAACCGACCUGUACAGGGAGCGGCUGUUUGUGCAGGCAUUCAAGUUUCAUAAGGCACCGGCGGAACCGAACUUUACCGCCUGGCUCGGUGGAUCGAUCUACGGUGCGACCGAUCUGGUGCUGACGAAAUCGAUCACCCGGGAAGCGUACAGCAAGAAUCAAACCAUUCCCGACUUUACCAACUAUGAGGAGACGCGCGGCGUGCCGAUGCGGGGCUGACGGCAGAAGGGCAAGGGCCAGCGUGGGGGAACGGUAGCGAUUAAGUGAUAAAUAUUAUUUAUAUACUCUACUCUAAUUACUUGUACUGCUGAUGCUGAUGAGAAAACUCUAAUCCCCGGGAGUACCCCGUCUU
Molecule: messenger RNA, 1424 nt
Organism: Anopheles coluzzii
Lineage: Eukaryota; Metazoa; Arthropoda; Insecta; Diptera; Culicidae
Gene: Arp10
Product: actin-related protein 10
Exons: 2
Coding region: 140-1291 (383 amino acids)
Biological process (GO): retrograde axonal transport of mitochondrion
Source: RefSeq, a predicted model, not a curated record